Messenger RNA from Trichomonas vaginalis G3, 4737 nucleotides. Its product is annotated as guanylate cyclase protein. The transcript has a single exon. Lineage: Eukaryota; Parabasalia; Trichomonadida; Trichomonadidae. The record is from RefSeq and is a predicted model, not a curated record. Gene Ontology annotation, biological process: intracellular signal transduction; cyclic nucleotide biosynthetic process. The coding region runs from base 1 to 4737 and encodes 1578 amino acids.
AUGCAAUUAGUACAAUUAGAUGGUCCUCCGGAUCAAAAUCUCGGAGUGAAGAACAUGCUAAUAGGUGCUGGUGAAAAGCUGAUUUCCACAGCCACAAAUAAUCAGCCAACAGUUGCAGCACCAAAAACCUCAAUUAGCGGAUUCUUCAUGAUCAUAAAUGAAAUCUGUAAAAUGCACAUAUGGCAUAUCCUUUUCUAUACCAUCCAAAUGAUACUUCCAAUUCUUCAAUUUAUUGCAUUACAUUUUUGGUCUACUUUCACAUACUCUCACUAUUCAUCAUCGGGUACCGGAAAGUUCAUUAAAGGAAUCCAUACUCUUCUUGGAUUCACGUUUACUGAUUCUCCAGGUUCCUUAGAAACAACAUCAAUCAUCGUUGCAAUUGUUCUUAACGUCGUUACACUUUUAAUAGUGAUCGUUUCUCUUGCAGUGUAUAGUAUUUCAGGAUACAUACCAAAGAUGAUGAUUCUUGUGGAUGCAUGCGCUCUUGAAAUCCUUGUAUUCGCCUUUAUCAUGCCAUUAGGCUAUCUUUUUGGCUGUUCGAUUCCAGGACUUGCUGAUUCUGAUACAACAUCAAUCGUAGUAUUCUUUGUCUCCUUGAUUUUAUUGAUCGCUGUAACUUUCCUCCUGUAUCUCUCAUGUUCUACGAUUAACUAUUUCACAAAUCCAUCAGAAUCAAUAUUCACUACAUUUACUGGAUCACAUUCGAGAGUUUUCUUCAUUUUAGAAAUUAUUUUGGCAAUUAUUGGCCAAAUUGGUCCAGUCUUCCCUUCGUGGUACAAAUAUGUUGUCAUGGUAAUCUCAAUCAUCAUACACGUUGCCCUUAUCAUUAAUGUCUUUACGAUCCCAUUUGCAACAAUCUCCGGAAACUCCCUCGCUUUCGGUAUGUACUGCUAUGCAAUUGUUGCAGAUAUCCUUACAUUAGUGGUUGCAGCCAACGCAAACCUUCCAGGACCUGUUUAUCUCGUUUUACCUUUUGCUGUCUUCAUCAUUGCUUCUAUCGCUGCUUUCUUCAUAUUCAGGAGCAUCAUUAUUCACCAUACAACUAUGAUUACUAUUGACGAUAACUCGAUUCUAAGUGAAUUUUACGCAGAUCUUGAGAUUAUGAACCAAGACAAGGCACUUUACUACUGCAGAGCCGCUUUCAUUGGUGGUUCCAUCUCAGUACUUAACGGAAACUACCCAAUUUGGCUCUCAGAAAAGUUCAAUAACAUAAAUGCCUGGAUUUUCACUUGCAGCAUCCUCGCAUUCGUUCCAGGAGAACAUGAAGCCUUCCUCCACGCGUUCAAAGUCAUCUCUUCCAUGGUUCCAAAGGGAUUAAUUGAACAAAUUUUGGUUCAAAGAAUCACUUCCAUCGAACAGAUGCGUUUCUCAUCCAAUGAUAUCCGUACAAAAGACACUUACAACCGUAUCAAAGACAAAACAAACAACAUUAUCGGUUUUGUAAGGCAAUUCUGGUCGGAUGUCGGUGCAAAGAGGAAUAUUCCAUUCAACGAAGUCGCCGGUUUCGGUUAUUUGGUCAGCCAAACAAAGAAAGAAUGGAAUGAGAUCAUGGAAUCGUUCCCCAACGAUCCUAAGUUCUCAGAACUGUAUUCCACUUACAACCUCGAAGGCGCUGGUCGAUUUGAAGAUGGUGUGUACUGGUUAGUUAAGUCUACCCAUCAAGAACAAGGUCUAUCAAACGAUGUCGACCCACUUUUCAGAGCAUUCCUCAUUUCUAAGCCCGCUUUCAUUCACAGAAGACUUGUCGAUAAGUACGGUAACGUUUCUUCGGCCAUGGAUGGAGAUUUCACCUUAUCAAUGACAAUGACAACCAGAACUGCCAUGGUUUCCGAGAAACUCGAAGAGGAUAUCGAUGCUGGUAUCAUAGAGAAGAAGUCUGUUGAGUUAUUCCAGUAUCCGAAGCUUCGUGCCCAAGUUGAAAAUAUCACUAACAGAUAUGAACCUCCUCAUCAACUUUUAUGGACAGUUUUAAGAAUCUUCGGCUUCGUAGCUGCUGUUAUCAUCACUUGCGUCAUUAUUUACUUCCUUUAUGUCUCAUUCGACCAACAAGACCUCGGAUACAGGCAACUCGGCCACGUUGUGAAUAUUCUCGAGUCUCUUGCUUAUAACAACUUUUUCAUCUAUCUCCGCGCCGCUAACGCAACCGACCAAUUAUACGAUAUUGACUUCUUCAAGAAGUAUAUUCCGGAUGCCGUUAAUAACGAGAACUCGUCAGUCUAUUUCGAUGAUAUCAGGAAGUCCCAGGAGAAGUAUCUCGCUGUUUCCGCAAACGCUUACAUUAAUUUCUUCAAAGAAUUCGCUACUGGCAGUGAUAAAGGCUUAGAGCAGACAGACCUGAUUGAGGCGAUCACGGAUUCUUCGAUUUUGAAGUUCAAAUGCGCUGGACAAUAUCAAAAAACGCUUGACAACAGUACACAAGCGGUUAAAUCAGCAGUAGUCGAGACAGUAUGGAAUGAAUUCUCAUUAGAAGAUGACGAUUAUUCUGAUUACUUGAAUAAUUCCAUUAUUUGCCAAGAAUCUUUAGUCCAGAUCUAUAUUACACCAAGACUUACUGAAAUCAUGAAUAACAUCGUCGAUGAAUCCAUGAAUUACUCAGAUGUCCGUUCUAAAACAAACAGAAUUACGAUCAUCGUAUUUGUUGUCAUUUUCUUAUUCAUCAGCCUUACAACAGCAUUUAUUCCGAUGAUUAACCUCAACAUUGCUCAGAAGAAUAUCUUCAAAGCCCUCAUUUCUGUCAAUUCCAACGGUGCCCUCGAAGGAAGUAACCCAAUUUGCGCUACUUCAUCCAGCGAGAAACUCCAUUCGAACGUUCAGUCCCAGAUUUCCUCAUACAAUAGCAUUUUCAUGGUUUUCACCGCUAUUAUCGUUAUAUGUCUCAUUAUUCAGUUCAUUUUCCCAAUUAUCGCAUACACACAGACAAUCUCCAACAUGGACAGUUUCGCCAGUGUCUUAGAACAAGCUGUUUCCGGUGCUCUUCGCGGUGCUUAUUGCCAAAGACUUCUUUCAAUUCUUUCCUACGGUUUGGUCGCACAAAAAGCGUUAGUAACCUCCGGAUAUACAGGCCGACCACCUACUAAUUAUAAGAGACACUGGAACACGAGUAGAAUUUAUGACGAGUUUUCCAAGGUCUACGGCAACUUGCAAGAGGCCAACAGGUUCUUCCAGCACGGCGACAACAAUGAUGGUAUGGUAAACCACGUAAAAGAGAUCUCAGAUUUACAUGCAAUCGAUUCUUGCUCGAACGCUUCAGCAACGACCGAACAUGACUCGUAUUCAUGCUAUGGUAUCGAUAGAGGUUUGAGCUGGUACAUGAAUCGUGUUUCAGAAAUGAUGAUUUCAAUUAAUCAAUCAAGUACUAACAAACCGUCCAAUUAUACAAUGAAUUCAACCACAUACAUCGAUUUACUCCACUACAUGGAUGCCCAUUUGCCACCUCUGCUGACGAAAUGCAGAGUUUUGACAAAAGAUUAUUUGGUUGGUCUUAUUGACAAAGGACGUGUAUCGGCUAUCAUUUACGGUGUUAUUUCAAUUGUAUUGGCCAUUUUUGUCCAUAUCUUUAUUUCUCUUUCGAUUUCCCUUCAAAAGAAUACGAUUGAAGGUCUUUUGAUGCUUAUCAGGCACUUGCCACCACCUGUUAUUGCAGAGAGUAAGACAAUCAUCGAUAGUCUUUCUCUCGUAAAGUCAGAAGAAGUCGAAGCAGAUUUAGAUCCUCUCCAAGUCGUAUUCAACAACGUUGCAUCACCAAUUCUCUGCGUCGGAGAGAACAACGUAAUCGAAGCCGCUAACACUAAGUUCCUUAAAACAUACGGAGUGACGAUUAACGAAAUUGUCGGUAGAAGAAUCAAUUCUAUCAUUCAGAUGCCAAAUCCGAAUGCAACAGAGAUGACAAUCGAAGAGCAGGGUGCAUUCCAUUUGAUCGAAAAGAUGGGAUUAAUGACAAAUGACGUAGAAGUCCAAAAUUGUUCAUAUAACCUUAAUCUUUAUGUCAACAAUGGAAACUAUAUUUUGGUACAAAUGAUUGCAUACCCUGUAAAGAACACAAAUUCAAAGACAAAUUUCGUUGUCGUUGUAAACGAUACAAGACAGAUUAAUGCAACAAAGACAGAGCUCGAGGCCCUUGAGAAAACAACAGAUGGCUUACUCAACCAGCUUAUUCCAAGAACGAUCGCUGCUUUCAUCGCUGGAAGAGACACGAAUUUCAAAUUCAUCGGUAAGAAGGGAACAGUUGUCGUUGUUAGAUUAAACCACGCAUUCGAGAUGGUCCAACACUCUACAGAAUCACUCGAUCAGAUCAUGACUCAGCUCGAUGCGAUUGCAUCUCAUAAUCCACCAUACAUGCCGAUCAGAACAAUCGGUGGUUCGUUCUUCUACAUAGGAGGUCUCUUCACUUCCCACGACAUUAGUGGUCCACCAUCGAUUGGUAUCAAGUUGGCAUUAGCAAUGAAAGGUUUCCUCGACGAUUCGAUUCCAAAGGAAGGCGACAAUGAUAACAGAUUCCAGAUCGCUGUAAUGACAGGAGGCCCAGUCAUUUGCGGACUCGCAGGAAAAGUUCAGCCGCAAUUCGAAGUAACUGGACCAAUAAUUGACCAGGCAAAUACACUGCUUGAAAGCGCUCCUUCUGAAGGAGUUAUUGUUUUGCAGUCAACAAGAACUGAUAUCGAUACAAAUCCGGAAUCUGGCAUCAAGUUUGAACACGAAGGACCACAGGUUUUCGGCCAGAAGACUUACAUGUUCUAA